Molecule: messenger RNA, 1605 nt
Organism: Carassius gibelio (silver crucian carp)
Lineage: Eukaryota; Metazoa; Chordata; Actinopteri; Cypriniformes; Cyprinidae
Exons: 6
Coding region: 48-779 (243 amino acids)
Biological process (GO): fatty acid beta-oxidation
Cellular component (GO): mitochondrion
Molecular function (GO): 2,4-dienoyl-CoA reductase (NADPH) activity
Source: RefSeq, a predicted model, not a curated record
CAUUAAAUAUCUCGGACGUCUGCACUGCUGCAGCGGUUGUGUGCACGAUGUCAAACGGGGACAGGAUGGUUUUAGCCCUCGGUGGAGCAGGAACUGUCGGCUCCGGGAUAGUGAAAGCUCUCCUGGACAAGGGUUUCAAGGUUGCUGUGAUCUCCAGAGACAGCAGCAAGUUGGAGAAACUUAAGGGGUUUGUUUCACCUAGCACAAAAAGUAACCUGACCACUUUAGUGGGGAAUGUCGGCUCAGAAGAAGGAGCGGAGGAGGUCAAACAGGCCUUGCUUAAGUCAGUGGGAAACAUCACAGAUGUGGUGUCCUCUCUGGGCUUCAGCUGGUGGCAGGGAGGUCCACCACACACUCAAACCCUCAAAGAACUGCACUGGGUUAUUGAGACUCUGCUUUUCAGCACCUUUGUGUCUUGGAAGGCGUUCUUUCCCCUGGUGAGAGAUGAUGCUAACUCCACCUACACGUUUAUCACAGGAGGUGCUGGAGAGAAAGUGCUCAUGCCGGGCACAGGGUUCCUGACUGUAGGGGCAGCCAGUGCCCUGUCGUUCUGUCAGGUCCUGCGUGAAGAGUACCCAGAGGUGCCAUGCAAAGUCAACCAGGUGAAAAUCAAUACAGGUGUGGCGGUUCCAGACCGAAUGGCCCCCGGGUACAUGAACCACUUGGAUUUAGGGGAGGCCGUGGCUACGCUGGUGGAGCGCCGCAACACGUCCCACACCAUCUUCCCUGUGAGCUGUCCUGCCGAUCUAAAAACUGUGAUCUUGGAGGGCAGUCUGUAAGCAAGGCCCAUCGGAUUUUCCUCUGUAUUCACUUUAUCCUGUUUGUAUGCAUGUAUUGUAUUUAAUGUCAACCAAACAUUUCUGUACUGUCAAACCCCAGCUUUGUCAUAGUGCAAUCAUAACCAUGAUAUACUCAUUGUGCUCAAAACAAAUCAAUAUAAUAACCAAUGGAAUGGUACAGAUGCUUUGGAGUGCAGCUGAGUGAAAACGACCUGCCCUCGUUCACUCAAUGCUUAACUGGCUGUUAUUUCCACGGCUCCAAUUAUUCCUAGCCAAUGUUUCCCAUUAUUAGUGUGUAGGGGGCAAGGGGUUCAGAAAUGGCCGGCCUUCAAACUGGAGGACAUUGUUGUCCAUGUUUGCUGUAAUCAUGACAUAUACAUUAACGCUUUGGUGACAGGGAUUUAAAUUUGCCACUGGAUUUAGUAAAGUGUCUAAUUAAAGGGGAAAGGAUGUGAGAAGGCUUUGUCAGUUUGUCACUGUAGUUUUGCAUUGAAUCAGUUUUUUGAAGUGAUAGUUCACUCAAAACUUACAACUUAAAACUUUCAUCCUCAUGUCAGUUCCAAACCUGUAUGACACACUUUCUUCUGUGGAACAAAAAAGAAAACUUUUUUUUUUUUUUUUUUUUGAAGAAAGAAAACCAUAUAGGUUUGAAAUUAGAUACUCUCUCUUUAUAUCUUAAAUACAGACCAAAAAGUGUGCCAUUCUGUUUAUUCAACCAAAACAUAGUUUCUGUUACUCAGUUUAGUAUUUGUCUGAGUGAAAACAAUUAAUGGGGCAUUUAUAUUGUGUGUCUGAGAAAAUUUAAAUAAUAAAAAAAGAGAAAAUC